UAUUUUUUGUAAAUGUUGCUAACUUCACACCAUUGGAUAUUGCAAUAUUUUAUCACAUUUCUAGCAAUUUAGCGAAAAAACCAUAAUAUUUAAAUCAAAUUAACUUUUUAUCUUACGAUAUCUUUCUGUUACAUCAAUUUUCCGGGUACUUUAUUCACUUAUAUCGUAAUAAUACAAGUUUAUAUUAAAAGUGAGGUUAUAUAUCAUCAAGUUUCGUAAGCUAAUUUUGCAUUUACUUACGUGUUACUAUUUUCUCUAUCACUAUCGAGUCAAGUGCUCUUAGAUAUAGUAAUAUCAUAUUAAUUUAUGCGCUGUGACAAGUCAUCUCCUAUCCAUUAGUUAUCUUCACUAAGUAUAUCCGGUAACCAUUAUCAUGGCGACUUGGGAGGAGAAGAAGCAUCUUAUCACUCGCAACUUGCAAGAAGUCUUAGGUGAUGAAAAACUCACUGAGAUUGUGAAGCAAAGGGACUUAAAAAUUUACUGGGGCACUGCAACUACAGGACGGCCUCACGUCGCUUAUUUCGUGCCUAUGUCGAAAAUUGCAGACUUUCUUAAAGCUGGUUGUGAGGUAACUAUACUGUUUGCAGACUUGCAUGCUUAUUUGGACAACAUGAAAGCUCCUUGGGAACUUUUAGCUCUCCGUACCCAAUACUAUGAAGCAGCUAUCAAAGCUAUUCUUUCAUCAAUUGGUGUGCCAUUAGAAAAACUGAAAUUUGUUAAAGGAACCGACUACCAGCUUAACAAGGAGUACACACUGGAUGUGUACCGUAUGACUUCAGUAAUUACUGAGCAUGACGCUAAGAAAGCUGGAGCAGAAGUUGUAAAACAAGUAGAGCAUCCCCUUUUAAGUGGCCUUUUGUACCCAGGGUUACAGGCCUUAGAUGAAGAAUACUUAAAAGUUGAUGCACAGUUUGGUGGUAUUGACCAGAGAAAGAUUUUCACACUGGCUGAGAAAUAUUUACCUUCAUUAGGCUAUGCUAAGAGAGUCCAUCUUAUGAACCCAAUGGUGCCAGGUCUAACUGGAGCAAAAAUGUCUGCAUCUGAAGAGGACAGUAAAAUUGACCUUCUAGACAACCCUGCUAGUGUUAAAAAGAAGCUGAAGAAAGCUUUCUGCGAGCCAGGUAACAUUACGGACAAUGGAGUCCUUUCAUUUACCAAGUUUGUUGUUUUCCCUCUCAUGAAACCGGGUGAAACUUUCAAGAUUCAUAGAGCACCAGAACAUGGUGGUGAUGUAGAGUAUACUAAAUUUGAUGAUCUAGAAGCUGCAUUUGCUAAAGGGGAAGUUCAUCCAGGAGAUUUGAAGGCUUCUGUGGAAGCAGCUAUAAAUAGACUCUUAGCACCUAUUCAGGAAAUAUUCAAAGACCCUAAGCUUGUAGAAUUGACUAAAAAAGCUUACCCCCCUCCGACAAAAGCAAAGGGUAACGCAAAUGCUGCAGAUGAGAUUACACCAGCUAAACUUGAUAUUAGAGUGGGGAAAAUUGUUGAAGUUUCUAGACAUCCUGAUGCUGAUGCACUUUAUGUGGAAAAGAUUGAUUUGGGUGAAGAAGAACCUAGAACGAUUGUAUCUGGAUUAGUAAACUUUGUGCCUGAAGAUGAGAUGCGCAACAGAGAUGUUGUGGUAUUAUGCAAUCUGAAGCCAGCUAAAAUGCGUGGCGUUGAAUCAAAGGGAAUGGUGUUAUGUGCUUCAAUUGACGAGCCUAAGCAAGUAGAGCCUUUACUGCCACCAGAAGGAAGCAAGCCAGGAGACAGAAUUGUAAUUGAGGGGUAUGAAACAGGUGAACCAGAUGAUGUACUUAACCCUAAAAAGAAAGUAUGGGAGAAGCUGCAAGUAGAUUUAAAAACUAAUGAUAGCUUAGUAGCAGUUUGGCAAGGAAAUAAGUUGAUUAGUAAAGUCAAUGGAAAUCAUGUGACAACAAAGUCCAUGAAAAAUGCUCCAAUUAAAUAAAAUUCUGGUUCUUUUGUAAUAAUUUUAAAUAUUUUAAGCCCAUGCGACUUGACACCACUCGUCAAACUUUAGCAUGGUUUUAAUAAGUUAAGCGUAAUGUACAAUUUAGUUUUUCCAAUAAUGCAUUUGAAUAAAUUAUGCUUCUAUAUUUUUUGAAUUUGUUACUUUAUUAAUUAAGCUAUUUAUUGUUAAUUAAUUAAAACCAGUUUUUUAUA
Messenger RNA from Pectinophora gossypiella (pink bollworm), 2160 nucleotides. RefSeq names its product tyrosine--tRNA ligase, cytoplasmic (gene TyrRS). The transcript is spliced from 2 exons. Gene Ontology annotation, molecular function: tRNA binding; ATP binding; tyrosine-tRNA ligase activity. Lineage: Eukaryota; Metazoa; Arthropoda; Insecta; Lepidoptera; Gelechiidae. Bases 374 to 1945 code for a protein of 523 amino acids. The record is from RefSeq and is a predicted model, not a curated record. Gene Ontology annotation, biological process: tyrosyl-tRNA aminoacylation.